Messenger RNA from Phascolarctos cinereus (koala), 1201 nucleotides. Lineage: Eukaryota; Metazoa; Chordata; Mammalia; Diprotodontia; Phascolarctidae. The record is from RefSeq and is a predicted model, not a curated record.
GCGAGGCAGCGUCUGAGUGGGUCGUGCUCCGUACUCGUCCGAGCCCCGCGUAUCCAGAUCUCGCUCCCGGCGGCUACCCCGCUGCGAUGGCUCCGAAACAGGCCCCUAAGCCCGAGUUCCAGGAGGGCGAGCGCGUGCUGUGCUUCCACGGGCCGCUGCUCUACGAGGCCAAGUGCCUCAAGGUGGCCACGGAGGACAAGCAGGUGCGCUACCUGAUCCACUACAGCGGCUGGAACAAGAACUGGGACGAGUGGGUGCCCGAGAGUCGCGUACUGAAGUACUCGGAGGCCAACCUGCAGAAGCAGCGCGAGCUGCAGCGGGCCAACCAGGAGCACCAGUCCGAGGGCCGGGCGCGGUCGGUGGGCCCGGGCCGCAGGGGCGGCGGCCCGUCCUCGCUGCAGCAGCAGAAGCACGUGGAGACGCUCUUCCAGAAUAUUCGCAUUACGCCGCGUCCUUCGGCCGGGGCCGCCUCGGCCCGCAAGACCCGCAAGAGCAAGCAGAAGACGGGCGGGGGCGACGGCGGCAGGGCCGGCCCCAGCACGAGCGCGGCCCGGGGCUCCUCGCAGCCCCAGCAGCGGCGGCGCGGCCGCGGGGACCCCGCCUCCAAGAGCGAGGCGCCGGCCGCCGCGCGCCCCGAGCCCCGCGUGCAGAUCCCCGCCGAGCUGAAGCCGCUGCUGGUGCGCGACUGGGAGCUGGUGACCAAGCAGGGCCGGCUGUUCGCGCUGCCCGCCGUCCGCAACGUGGACGCCAUCCUGGCCGACUACUUGGCCUACAAGAAGGCGCAGGGCCGCGGCGACAGCACGGAGUACGCGGCCGACGAGCUGGUGGGGGGCAUCCGCUCCUACUUCAACGUGCUGCUGGGCACGCAGCUGCUGUACGAGGCCGAGCGGCCGCAGCACGGCCGGGUGGUGGCCGCGCACCCCGACGCGCCCAUGUCGCAGCUGUACGGCGCCCCGCACCUGCUGCGCCUCUUCGUGCGCAUGGGGGCCAUGCUGGCCUACACGGCCUUCGACGACAAGAGCCUGGCGCUGCUCUUCGGCUCCCUGCACGACUUCCUGCACUACCUGGCCCGGGAGCCCGCCGCCUUCCUGGACGAGGCCGAGUACAAGGAGGCCGCGCCGGGGCCGAGCCAGAGGGCGGCCUGAGCGCGGACGGCCCGCUGCCCCUCCCCGGAUGGCGUUGUGUGUCCUGCGGGACCGGG